GCGAGGUUUCCCAGGGGGAAGAGGAGGCCAGGAGGAAGGGACCUGCCGAGGAGGCUUUGUCUUUUCACCCAGAGUUUGAAGAUGAAGCUUGAUCUUGUCAUGACUCAGGGCUGCUGCUGACUGCAAUGGCCGCUGGAGGUGGCAUCCCGGGGGAGAUAGUGUAAACAGCAUUGUGCACUGGCCACCUUUGGCUGAGCCCCCUGGAGAGGUGGUGGAGGCAACUCUGACCUGCUUCAGUCCAGGUUGGCUGGUGGAGUGGAGCCAGGACCCAGGUGGAAAAGACUGAGGUCUGGGAGAGCUGUUGGCCCACCACUGGGAGGUCCACACUGGGCCAGCACCACCACAUGGCAGGAAGGGUAAGGCCUAGGUGAGCCCAGCCCACAGAGGGGCCCACGGUCACGGCGAUGGGCCUCUCCCCACAAGCUGCUCGCCAGAGAGCCCUGCCAGUCUUCAUCCUUGUGUCAGAGCCCUUCAUCCACACAGCCAUCCAUCCAACCAACCUGUGUGAGACAUCCCAGGAGAGCUGCAAGGCUGAGCCCAGAGUCUUGUCCUCUCCAAGGCUCCUGGAGGACAACCCAGAGCCCCCAUCCCAGCAACUACAGGGCACCAGUUCAGGGGGCAGCCAGUCCCUCGGCAACCCUGACCUCUCCCAUGGGCCCCUGGUGGCCCUGGAGUACCUGCCCUUCUUCCGCACCUACGGGCAGCUCCUGGCUGAGGAGGAGUUGGCCCCACAGCCUGAGGUCUUCAGGGACCAAGGAGGAGACCAGAGUGUCAGAGAGGAGGACUCAGAGCUGCCCGGCGGCUUCUUCCCUUACUAUCGCUCCAAGGAGGAGAGUUUCCCCAGCCUGGCCCUUCCUGGCCGGUCAUGGGCAGGCUCCCAUGACCCUCCCACCAGGAGAGAGGUGCCAGCCUGCUGCACAAUGACAAUCAUCAAUGACUGCUCGGCUGGCCCAGCAGAGGCCCUCCCUGAGACCUUACCCCUUGCCAUUUCCUGCAACCUCGGGUGCUAA
This is a messenger RNA of Odocoileus virginianus texanus, 1010 nucleotides long. NCBI's taxonomy places the organism in Eukaryota, Metazoa, Chordata, Mammalia, Artiodactyla, Cervidae. The record is from RefSeq and is a predicted model, not a curated record.